GAUUCCAUAUGCCAAAAGCUCUUAGUUGUGAAAUUUCGUUCACCAGCUAGCAUACCAUGGAUAGCACUGUAGUACCAGAGUUGAUCAUUGAAAAUGGUGAUCACAAAGUUACAAAGAAGGUUUCCACCCAGCAAAGAUCCUCCAGUAGGGGUGGCUGGAAUGCUGCCAUUUUCAUCAUAUUCGUUGAGGUGGCAGAACGAUUUGCGUUCUAUGGCGUGGCCGGAAACCUAAUCACUUACCUCAUAACAGAACUCCAUCAGCCUACGGCCACCGCAGUUAAGAAUGUCAACACCUGGGUUGGCGUCUCAACACUCUUUCCGGUUCUCGGAGCUUUCGUCGCAGACUCCUUCUUGGGGCGGUUCAAGACCAUUCUCAUCUCUUCCGUCACGUUUAUCUUGGGAACGUUUCUGUUGACCUUGUCGGUUUCGGUGAUACCUAUGCAUAGUCGCGAAGCUUUGUUUUUCAUUGCGCUUUACAUAUUGUCCGUCGGUGAAGGCGGGCACAAGCCAUGCGUGCAAACCUUUGCGGCAGACCAGUUCGACGAGGACUCGCCGGAGCAGAGAAAGGAGAAGAGCUCCUUCUUCAACUGGUGGUAUUUGGGCAUAGUGGCUGCCGCCACUGCGGCCACGCUGGUGAUAAUCUAUCUGCAGGACAAUAUUGGGUGGACCCUAGGUUUUGGAGUGUUGUUAGGAGUUUUGGGAGUGGCAUUGGCAAUCUUCUUACUGGGAAUCAACAGGUACAGGAAGGAACGUCCCAUCGGGAGCCCAUUCACGACGGUGGUACAGGUGUUCGUGGCAGCAGCUCGAAAGUGGCGGGUGAAAGGUACGCGCGAAGGUGGGGAUGUGUACUGUGGAGACCAGACGCGUGGGGCCGGGUCGUAUGGACAACGGAGCGCUCGGAUUCUGGCCAGAACUAAUCAAUUCAGGUUUUUGGACAAGGCAAUGAUCAUCGACGACAUUGAUGCAUCGAGCAAAACCAGAAAUCCAUGGAGGCUAUGCUCACUCAACCAAGUUGAGGAAGUAAAGCUGGUUCUCCGCCUUAUCCCCAUAUGGUUCAGCUGCAUAAUCUUCAACGUAGUCCAAACCCAACUCCACACCUACUUCAUCAAGCAAGGCAGCACGAUGGUCCGGUCCAUCGGAUCCCAUUUUCUGCUCCCGCCGGCAUCACUUCAAGGCCUCACCGGCAUCACAAUCCUAAUCGUCGUUCCAAUCUACGAGCGAGUUUUCGUCCCCGUAGCCAGAAAAUUUACAGGACACUCAUCAGGCAUUACUGUGCUACAAAGGAUAGGAGUUGGCCUAUUUUUCUCCAUUCUCAACAUGGUUGUUUCAGCUCUUGUAGAAGCCGAAAGGGUCAGCAUUGCCAAAGAAAACAACCUCUUGGAUAACCCAAAAGCAAUAGUCCCAAUGGCCAUUUGGUGGUUACUCCCACAGUAUAUAAUUUUAGGUGUGUCCGAUGCAUUCACGGUGGUUGGACUCCAAGAACUAUUCUACGAACAGAUGCCGGAGGAAAUGAGAAGCAUUGGAGCAGCAGCAUAUCUUAGUUUGAUUGGAGUUGGAAGCUUCAUAACCAAUGCUAUUAUAUCUGUUGUGCAGGCAAUCACAGCAAGGUGUGGUGAGAAAUGGCUUGACAACAAUCUGAAUCGUGCACAUCUUGAUUAUUUCUACUGGGUGCUGGCAGGGUUGAGUGCUUUUAGUCUGUGUGUUUAUGUAUGGAAUGCCAUGCGCUUUGUCUACAAAAAGGUCGAAGGGGAUCACAAAAUAACCAAUGGGCAAGCACAAGUGCUGGUUUAUCAUGGGUGUUCGGUUGGAGAUCCAUUUUGAGACUGGAUGGGCCCAUGCAUGUAUGUGUUUCGGCUUGUUUACAACUAGGUUAUAAUUUUAUAUAUAUAUAUA
This is a messenger RNA of Juglans microcarpa x Juglans regia, 1892 nucleotides long. RefSeq names its product protein NRT1/ PTR FAMILY 5.4-like. Gene Ontology annotation, molecular function: transmembrane transporter activity. Gene Ontology annotation, biological process: transmembrane transport. Gene Ontology annotation, cellular component: membrane. The record is from RefSeq and is a predicted model, not a curated record. Bases 57 to 1820 code for a protein of 587 amino acids. The transcript is spliced from 5 exons. Lineage: Eukaryota; Viridiplantae; Streptophyta; Magnoliopsida; Fagales; Juglandaceae.